This is a messenger RNA of Tilletiaria anomala UBC 951, 807 nucleotides long. Its product is annotated as P-loop containing nucleoside triphosphate hydrolase protein. The record is from RefSeq and is a predicted model, not a curated record. Gene Ontology annotation, biological process: mitotic DNA replication checkpoint signaling; DNA replication initiation. The transcript has a single exon. Lineage: Eukaryota; Fungi; Basidiomycota; Exobasidiomycetes; Georgefischeriales; Tilletiariaceae. The annotation marks the transcript as partial. Gene Ontology annotation, molecular function: DNA replication origin binding; ATP binding; ATP hydrolysis activity. Gene Ontology annotation, cellular component: nuclear origin of replication recognition complex.
CCGCAUACGAAAGCCCGCUAUCUCCUCCAUGUUGGCUCGACACCCAGCCUGCUGCCCUGUCGCGAGAAGGAGUUCGGCGAGGUUCUUGAAAAGGUUGAAAAUGCCAUCGACGAGAGCACUGGUCAAUGUCUGUACGUCUCGGGCGUGCCGGGCACCGGUAAGACGGCGACAUGUCGGCAAGUGGUGCGAACGCUAAUGAAGAAGCGCGCGGACGGCAGUCGAGCCGGGUUGCCCGACUUCAACUUUGUCGAGAUCAACGGCAUGAAGAUCAGCGAGGCAUCACAGGUCUACUCCAUCCUCUGGGACGCCAUCGGCGGCUCACAGGCGCGAGUAUCGAGCAAAAGCGCACUCGAGAAGCUGCGCCAGCAUUUCGAGCGGUACUCGGAACGCACUGGAACUGAUCAGCGCAGCAUGACCGUCCUGCUGCUCGACGAGAUGGACCAGCUCAUCACUUCUCGCCAAGACGUCAUCUACAACCUGUUCAACUGGCCGAACAUGCAGAACAGCAAGCUGCUCGUCAUCGCCCUCGCCAACACAAUGGAUUUGCCGCAGCGCGCUCUCAGUGCCAAAGUCGCCAGUCGGCUCGGCUGGCAGUCCGUCCAGUUCAAGCCGUACGACGACAAGCAGCUGACGCAGAUCGUGCAGGCACGACUGGGAAUUGAGACCCCAACGGUCGUGAUCCCUGACAAGGUGAAGGAGACAACUCGAGGUUGCAGCACGAUCUUCAACGGCAACGCCAUCACGCUCAUGGCCAAGAAGGUCGCCGUCGUCAACGGCGAUGCGCGGCGCAUGCUCGACAUAGCGCGG